AUGUCGAAAGCAGAUCAGCUCAUCAUUGAACGACGCUUACGACCGAUAUACGAUGCUAUCGACGCCGGCAACCCUAAAAAAGCCGUUCAAGAAGCUGACAAGGUUUUGAAAAAGCAUCCUGUUACAGUUUGUGCCAAGGUACUUAAAGCACUAGCUCUCAUACGAUCAGAUAAACUUGCUGAUGGGUUCGAAAUCAUCAAUACGUUAGACGUUCCUGGAGCACAGUUUGAUGACGGCACACUGCAAGCGUUCGUUCAUUAUAGAAUAACAACUCUCUAUGAGCGUGCAGUUGCAGUAUGUCCCACCGAACAAAAUCUCACUCAUCUUUUCAUGGCUCAUGUUAGGAAUAGGUACAACUGGUUGCAAUGCGUUUGUACAAGGAGUUCGGCAACACCCCUUAUUUCUUUUGGGGCUCAUGAAAGUCCUGAAAUGGGUGCAAAAAUGUUUUACCCUCUCGCCGCAAGAAUGGUGGAAAGUCAAGUAUCGAAGCAUGGCUAUAAAGCUGGAGCAGGUGAAAUCAGUAUUAUCUUUGCUUUUCUGUUUUUGUUUCGUUUUUUUAUUUAUAAUUCUGAAUCAUUUGUUUCACGUGCCGUUGGACUGCACUGUGUCCUUGUAGACGCCAACUGCUGGGCUGUUAUUAUGAAUGAACGCCUUCGGCGAACUAUAGGAACUAUGGAAAAAAUGCCAAGAAAGGAUAGGAGAAGACAUGUCCAACUCAUCGUCCAAGGAAUUCUGCAGGUUUCUAUCUCAUCGUUCUACGAAAUGAUCCUGCUACUUGAAUGGACAUCAAAUGAGUAUCCAACGGAUCCUUUCUGCAAACUAGUGCUUUGUCGUGCAUAUUCUCAUAUAGGAUGUAUGUAUCGUUUGGUAGCGCUGACUCGUUCCCUUGAUAUUAAGUCUGUACAACGAGACACGCUAGGCUACAUUAUGUUUCCAUUGCCUGAACUUUGUGGAAGGUUUAACGUGGGAAUUGUUCAUUACACCGAGAUGGUCGACGUCUAUGAACAGGCCGAAAAAGAGAUCAGUGAAGCCUUGAUUGGAGCUUAUCGAAACGGUGCCUUUAUACAAGUUCCUAAUCUCAUUGCCCUUGCGAAUAAAAUGAGGAAGUCAGCUCUGUCUGUCGCAUCUAAUGAACUGCAUCGCUAUUUAUCAGCUCUUUUCGCUAUCGAUAACGUGGAUGAGGCUGUCAGAACGCUGCACGGCAGUGACGACACAAUUGGUAAGUUUUUUUUNUUUUUUUUCUGGUGA
Haemonchus placei is the source of this 1248-nucleotide messenger RNA. The record is from the annotation of a GenBank genome assembly. Lineage: Eukaryota; Metazoa; Nematoda; Chromadorea; Rhabditida; Trichostrongylidae.